This is a messenger RNA of Haliaeetus leucocephalus (bald eagle), 2004 nucleotides long. RefSeq names its product glucosaminyl (N-acetyl) transferase 3, mucin type (gene GCNT3). Gene Ontology annotation, cellular component: membrane. Gene Ontology annotation, molecular function: acetylglucosaminyltransferase activity. The transcript is spliced from 5 exons. Lineage: Eukaryota; Metazoa; Chordata; Aves; Accipitriformes; Accipitridae. The record is from RefSeq and is a predicted model, not a curated record. Bases 1 to 2004 code for a protein of 667 amino acids.
AUGAGCUGGGGGAGACGGGGCGGGGGCAAAGCCGGCAGACCUGCCCGCAUCCCCGCCACAAAAACCCGAGGCACGGGGCGGGAGGUGUUUCUAAACGCCAGCCGUUACCCUCACCGGCUACGGCCGAGGGCUUUGCCCUCCCACCGUCUGCAGCUCCGCACAGCGGGAACUUCUGCAGCCGAGGCGGAGCGGGCAGCCCGCAGGCAAGGACACCGCUGCGGGCCGGGCCGGGCCGGGCCCACCUGUGCCACCUGCCUGCCGCUGAAUGACACCGGCCCGUCCGCCGCACUGACCUGCCCCUGCCACGCUCCCAGCCAGGGGAGAGGAGGAGGAGGAGGAGGAGGAGGGAGAAGCAGCUCUUACCUGCUCCCGCCGCUCCUCCCGCAAGCCCUUACUAACCGAGCUCCAUCUUCCUCCGGCCGGGGAGGCGGAGACAGUGACGGCAGAAGCAGGCGGCAGCGCACGGCCCGGGAAGAGGGGCCGGGGCCGCGGCUGCGGCCGCCCCUGCGCACCAGCGCUCCUCCGCCCCAGGAUGGUCCUACCGGAGCGGGAGACGAAGAGAGUUGCUUCCCUCCCGUACCCAUCGUAGCUCUGGAAAUGACCAUGCCUAGUUUUGCCCUCUACAAAGAGGGGCCUAUGAUUUCGUCUCCUGAAGCUCUGGAUUUUGAAGAAAGCCUGGUCGGUCAAGUGUAUUACUAUGCAGCUAAAAUGCAUCGUGCCGUUUAUUUGCCUGUCUCUUCAGCAAUCUGCAUAAGCUCCCUGCUGCUGGCCGCCGCCGUGGCGCUGCGCAGCGCCACCCGGCCCUGCCCCGCCGCCCACCCGGACGCCGCCGCCCACCCCCGCUGCCGCGAGCGCCUCUACCAGGCGCUGGAGCUCUCCCCCGGCAGGAGGAUCAACUGCUCGGGGAUCGUCCGCGGCGAUGAGAAAGCCAUCCGGGAGGCCCAGCUCAGCAACCUGGAGGUUGCGAACAGAAGGGCUUCCCUGACGCCCGGCGAGUACCUGAACAUGACUAAGGACUGCAGCAACUUCAAGGAGACCCGGCGAUUCAUCGAGUUCCCGCUGAGCCAGGAGGAGGCGGAGUUCCCCAUCGCCUACUCCAUGGUCAUCCACAACAAAAUCGACAUGUUUGAGCGGCUCCUGCGCUCCCUCUACGCCCCCCAGAACGUCUACUGCGUCCACAUUGACAGCAAGUCCCCGGCCGCCUUCCAAGAGGCCGUGCGGGCCAUCGCAGCCUGCUUCCGCAACGUCUUUGUGGCGAGCCGCUUGGAAGAGGUGGUGUAUGCCUCCUGGUCCCGGCUGCAGGCUGACCUCAACUGCAUGCAGGACCUGCUGCGGAGCCCCAUGCCGUGGCGCUACGUCCUCAACACCUGCGGCACUGAUUUCCCCAUCAAGACCAACAUCGAGAUCGUCCGUGCCCUGAAGGUGCUGCAGGGGCAGAACAGCAUGGAGUCGGAGAAGGCCUCGGGCCCCAAGCAGGAGCGCUGGCGGUACCACCACGAAGUGGGGAAGUUCAUCUUCCGGACAGCCACAGAGAAACCGCCGCCACCGCACAACUAUCCCAUGUUCACGGGCAACGCGUACAUUGUGGUCACACGGGCCUUCGUGCAGUACAUCUUUGAGAACCCCACGGCGCAGCAGUUCCUCGAGUGGGCCAAGGACACCUACAGCCCCGACGAACACGUCUGGGCCACCCUCAACCGCAUGCCCGGCGUGCCGGGCGCCAUGCCCCAGAAUGACAAGUUCCAGCUCUCGGACAUGAACGCCCUGCCCCGCCUGGUCAAGUGGCAGUACCUGGAGGGCGACACCAGCAAGGGCGCGCCCUACCCGCCCUGCGCCGGCCAGCACCAGCGCGCCGUCUGCAUCUACGGGGCGGGCGACGUGCCCUGGCUGCUCCAGCAGCACCACCUCUUGGCCAACAAGUUCGACCCCCUCGUGGACAACGCCGCCAUCCAGUGUCUCGAGGAGCACCUGCGCCACAAGGCCCUCUACGGCCGGGGGCUCUGA